CGGAAAGGUUGAGGCGGCUCUGGGGCCGUUGUUCAGUGCGGUGGGCUGCCUGAGUAGGGUCCGAAUCGGCGACUGGCGAGUCAGCUCGACGUCCUUCUUCUGAUCCUAGUUUUCAGGAAGAGCUAAAGAUGGCUGAAUUUCUAGAUGACCAGGACACUCGACUGUGUGACAACUGCAAAAAAGACAUUCCUGUAUGUAACUUUACCAUCCAUGAGAUCCACUGUCAAAGGAACAUUGGUAUGUGCCCUAUCUGCAAGGAACCAUUUCCCAAAUCUGACAUGGAGACUCACGUGGCUACAGAACACACUCAGGUAACCUGCAAAUGUAACAAGAAGUUGGAGAAGAGGCAGUUAAAGAAUCAUGAGGAGACUGAGUGUCCUCUACGUCUUGCCCUGUGCCAGCACUGUGAUUUGGAACUUUCUGUUCUCAAACUGAAGGAGCAUGAAGAUUACUGUGGUGCCCGGACAGAGUUAUGUGGCAGCUGUGGGCGUAAUGUCCUGGUGAAAGAUCUGAAGACUCACCCUGAAGUUUGUGGGAGAGAUGGGGAGGAGAAGAGAGAUGAGGUUGCCAUGCCUCCUAACGCAUACGAUGAGACUUGGGGUCAAGAUGGAAUCUGGAUUGCAUCCCAACUCCUCAGACAAAUUCAGUCCCUGGAUUCACCUGUGAGGCUACCCCGAAGUCCCCUGAGAGCCUUAGAAUCAGAUCUUCUCCAUAGUAGGACUAGCAACCAAAGGAACAUGUCAACCCAGUUUCCAAUUCAGAAUAACCUAUUGGAGGAACAAGAAAGACAGGAAAGAAAUAGAAGACAGCAGUCCCCCAAAGAGGGUGGUGAAGACAGUGCAAACUUGGACUUCAUGUUGGCCCUAAGUCUGCAAAAUGAAGGCCAGGCCCCCAAAGUGCCAGAGCAGGACCUCUGGAGCGCUUUGUAUGAGGCAGACCAAUACCAUGGAGGUCGCAUUGAUCUCAAUGAUAUAAAGGGUGCAGCUGACGAGACCAUGCUGCCUUGUGAAUUUUGUGAGGAGCUCUACCCAGAAGAACUGUUGAUCGACCAUCAGACAAGCUGUAACCUUCCCCGUGCCUUACCUUCAUUUAAUAUGGGUAGUGCCUCCUCCAAAGGGGUGGAGGAGGACAAUGAUGUCAUCUUCCAGAAGUUUCUGCAGCAGGCUCCAAGUAACCAGUUAGACUCUUUGAUGGGCCUGAGAAAUUUCCCCCCUGUGGAGGACAGCAUCAUCAUCCCCUGUGAAUUCUGUGGGGUGCAGCUGGAAGAGGAGGUGCUGUUCCAUCACCAGGACCAGUGUGACCAACGCCCAGCUACAGCAAACAACCGUGUGACGGAGGGGAUUCCUAGACAGGAUUUCCAGCCUCGUGAGAUCUCACCAGAGCUGCCCAAGAGGCGUGUCAGACACCAGGGGGACCUGUCUUCUGGUUACAUGGAUGAUAUUGAGCAGGAAACUGCUAAUGUGCCCACCUACCCUCUUCCUCCCACCAGACCUAUUAACAAUAUGGCUACUUGUAGCCGACUGUCCACAUCCACAUCAGGCCCCAAGCCUGGUUCCCAGCCCAGCCCUCCUCGUGUCAUGAAACUCAACAACUUAGAUAGGCAGGACAUCCGGGGACGGAAUCAAAACAGCCAUAAUGGGGCCGUGGCCACUGGGCACAUCCCAGUGAUUCACCCUGUUCAGAAUCUCUACCCAGAAAACCUUGUGUCCUCUUUCUCCCGUGGGUCUUCAGGGCGAUAUGGAGCAAGUGGCAGGAGUGAAGGUGGCAGGAACUCACGAGUCACCCCCACAGCCGCCAGCUACCGCAACAGAACUGCAAAGGCAAAACCCCCCAAGCAGCAGGGUGCUGGGGAUGCCGAGGAGGAAGAGGAGGAGUAACAUUGUCUGCAGAGAACCUGACAGUGGUUCCAUCUUCUCUGCACAGCAGCACCUCUUGGGCCCUGUGGAGGGGGGAGGAUUUUACGGAUUUUAACUUUUUCUAGGUUAUGACUCUUCUGUGUCUUUUGAGAUUGUGAUGUGGGAAUUUAGGGGAUUGAGGGAGGGUCAGCAGGGAGGCUGUUGAGAAAUGUUUCAGCUUUAGCUGCUGCCUUUUGGCAGCACAGAAAUACAAGUUACGUAUUUUUGUGCUCACCUCUAAGCCCACCAGGACUCCCUCUUGACACAAUGUCACUGCUGCUCCUUGGUGCUGUGUGGUCCUGGUGGAAAGAGGAGAGUGUUCUGGAAACCUGGUACCAUCAGUGAAGUGAUUUUCCUCCCUGUGGGGGCCUAAAUUUGGGAAUUUUUCAUAACCUCCGGUGCACUGCUUCCCUCGCUCUAGAAUUUGGGUCUCUGGUGUGUGGGCAGGUCCUCUGCUGUGUGGGGAGGAGCUCUGGGGGAGUGUUCAGCCAGGUGCGCAGUAUGGUAGGAACAGGCUUUUGGAGAUGAGUUGAGCGGGAAGUGAGUGCACUUGCAGCUUUGAUUUAAUCUGCUUUGGUGUUUGGCAUCACUGCCUUCUGUUUCUGGUGGGGAGCACGGCUCCUUUGUCUUCAGGGCCUCUGAUGGAGAAGGUGAGGGACUCCCUGUCCUGCCAGGGCCGUGCUGGGCCCUGGCCUGAUUGGAUUGGGGCUGAGGCCUAAGCUCCGUGACUUGCUCUGAAAACCAAGUCUCAGAGCCCCCAUCUCCCUCUUUUUAUUUUAUUAUUAUAAUUACUAACAUCCUUGUAAUAGAAAUAAA
Messenger RNA from Pteronotus mesoamericanus, 2711 nucleotides. RefSeq names its product TRAF-type zinc finger domain containing 1 (gene TRAFD1). Gene Ontology annotation, biological process: negative regulation of innate immune response. Gene Ontology annotation, cellular component: mitochondrion. NCBI's taxonomy places the organism in Eukaryota, Metazoa, Chordata, Mammalia, Chiroptera, Mormoopidae. The record is from RefSeq and is a predicted model, not a curated record. The transcript is spliced from 12 exons. Bases 129 to 1877 code for a protein of 582 amino acids. Gene Ontology annotation, molecular function: zinc ion binding.